UCCGCCCGCCCGGGACACGCCGAGGGAGAAGGACGGGCGGCCCCGGGCCCCGGGCCCCGGCGGGAAGAUGACGGAGUACAAGCUGGUGGUGGUGGGCGCGGGCGGCGUGGGCAAGAGCGCCCUGACCAUCCAGCUGAUCCAGAACCACUUCGUGGACGAGUACGACCCCACCAUCGAGGACUCGUACCGGAAGCAGGUGGUGAUCGACGGGGAGACCUGCCUGCUGGACAUCUUGGACACGGCGGGGCAGGAGGAGUACAGCGCCAUGCGCGACCAGUACAUGCGGACGGGCGAGGGCUUCCUCUGCGUCUUCGCCAUCAACAACGCCAAGUCCUUCGAGGACAUCCACCAGUACAGGGAGCAGAUCAAGCGGGUGAAGGACUCGGACGACGUGCCCAUGGUGCUGGUGGGGAACAAGUGCGACCUGCCCACGCGGACGGUGGAGACGCGGCAGGCCCAGGAGCUGGCCCGCAGCUACGGCAUCCCCUACGUGGAGACCUCCGCCAAGACGCGCCAGGGCGUGGAGGACGCCUUCUACACGCUGGUGCGGGAGAUCCGGCAGCACAAGCUCCGCAAGCUCAACCCGCCCGACGACGGAGGGCCCGGCUGCAGCAACUGCAAGUGCGUCCUCUCCUGACCCAGCCUCCGCGCCCGGGCCCGGGGCCGUGAAGGC
This is a messenger RNA of Ornithorhynchus anatinus (platypus), 673 nucleotides long. RefSeq names its product HRas proto-oncogene, GTPase (gene HRAS). Lineage: Eukaryota; Metazoa; Chordata; Mammalia; Monotremata; Ornithorhynchidae. Gene Ontology annotation, molecular function: GTP binding; GDP binding; GTPase activity. Gene Ontology annotation, cellular component: plasma membrane. Bases 68 to 637 code for a protein of 189 amino acids. The record is from RefSeq and is a predicted model, not a curated record. Gene Ontology annotation, biological process: Ras protein signal transduction. The transcript has 6 exons.